Messenger RNA from Mytilus californianus (California mussel), 11199 nucleotides. RefSeq lists its product as uncharacterized. Gene Ontology annotation, molecular function: 1-phosphatidylinositol-3-kinase regulator activity. The record is from RefSeq and is a predicted model, not a curated record. The transcript is spliced from 5 exons. Bases 172 to 3429 code for a protein of 1085 amino acids. NCBI's taxonomy places the organism in Eukaryota, Metazoa, Mollusca, Bivalvia, Mytilida, Mytilidae. Gene Ontology annotation, biological process: phosphatidylinositol phosphate biosynthetic process; intracellular signal transduction. Gene Ontology annotation, cellular component: phosphatidylinositol 3-kinase complex.
AAUUAGCACUUCCUGUUUUUGAUAAUCAAAAGCAAACUGUUGAGUUUGAAGGAAUUUAAUGUAUUUUCUGUUAAAAUGAUUACUAUGGCAGCAUUUGGUUGUCUCGAAUAUACUUCAAAUGGUCUUUCUGAUGAAGGGUAAAAUUGCAAAAAAUGACCUGAAGGUUUAGAAAUGGAGCAACGUAGGCAAAAAUCUCAAACCUUGCCACCAGGUGUUUCCCCAGGGAAAGCAUCACCUGCCUCAAAUGGUGGUCUGUUCAGAAGACUGAGGCGCAGGUUUAGGUUACGGAGUAAAGGAUAUGAGUUUGGAAUACCAGAAGAUGAUAGUGUACAAGGGGUCUCUUUUAGGCGUAGGAGUGAUGAAUAUUCUUCAAAAUCGGAGCGGGAUAAACAAAAUGAAAUUGCAAGAACUCAAUCAGAAAGGCUUGCCCAGAAACCUAUUAUCACCGUUUUGAACCAGGGAAAUAAGAAAAAGAGAAAUAAGACAGAUGUUUCGAUGGUAAAUGGAAAUGGAAAUGGGAUAUUUGAAUUUGAUAAAUCAAUGAACCGCAGCUUUGAGGAAGAUAACACUGUGGAAAACGAUUUUUUAGUUGCAGACGACGAAGCUAUCGAUUUGGAUAACACUAUCAUGGAAAAGGAUGAGAUAUUUAUAGAACCUGAUCCAGGCUACGAAACACUAGACGAAGUUCGUCGGAAAAUGAAACUCCACCAAAUGGCUGAAAGUAUGGUUGUUAGGUCUACAAAUAACUCUAUUCAGGAGAAUUUCGAAAGAGAAAGUAAUCUUAGGGUCAGUCAGCAUCGUAGAACUCAGUCAUCUGGAACCGCAGACAAUUGUUUUCGGUCAAAUGAUCUGAUAGGACUUGAUCCAAACAGAGACAGCGGAAUAGCAAGUCCAUGGAUAGAUGUAAGUCCAGACAGUCUUCAAGCAUCUUCUUGUGUGAGUGAUAUCAAUCUGACAGGGUCAAUGUCAAGGUCACAGAGACCCUAUACAAUCUGUGGAAAUUCUCCAAAUUUAACUAGAAUAGGAAGUUGUCCUAUUAAAAAUGAAAACAUGAAUAUGCAUGAGGAAGGCAUGUCACAUGAUAAUCAUGGAAUUUGUAAUUCUGAUACUUGUUUGUGUAAGUAUAGUGGCACAGGCGAUCUCUACGCAAACCCAAAAAUUUUAUUUCGUAAAAGAUCUCAAAAAAAGGAGACAUCACAGACGUUGUCUAUAUCAGAUAAACAGAGUUUUGAAAAUAACAUGGAUAUUCCGAACAAAACAAUGUCUCCUGAGGAAGGACCACCUCUUCCUGCAAGGAAAUAUAGCAUGUAUGAUGAUCUGAAAACUCCAGACUCUUUAAAGAGCUACAGUGACGAAAUUCAAAGUCCUGAAAAUGUUUUAAUGGCAAAAUUAGAUACUGCUGAUCGUAACUUGAAUGACAUUGAAUUAACUAGAGAAAACAAAGAUAUUCAAAAUCAAGGUUUUAAGCAUGUUAACGUUGAUAAAAUAAAAAACUGUAUCGAAGACAGUGCUAUAUCAUUAACAGAUAAUGCAGGAGAAGAUUGUCAUUGUAGCCAUAGUAACAUUAAUGAAGAAAACAAAAAAUUAAAAUCUGAUACAAAUGGCUUCAGUGAGUAUGAUUCAGUUACUGAAAGUGAAAGUAGUGAAAAUGCUGACUCAUCGAAAUGUGAAAAUGAAAGUACAUCUUGCAUAUCAGAUACAUGUGGUAGUCUGUCCGUUUCUAUCAGUUCAAGUGAUACGGUCAAAUGUAUUGUUCUUGAUUCGCCAUUAUCAACAGAAGGGGAGAGCAUUCCGGAGGAAUUAGAAAUCUUACACAUAUCUGAGGAAGAUGAGGGAUACGCAGAGGUCAAGGACGUAGAGAUGAUUAAAAGAAAGGAAAGGGAAGUUAGAUUAGGCUGGAUAUCGGAGGGAUUAGAAAAUACAUAUACGGAUUGUGGUAAAAUGUCGAAAUAUAGUGCUAGUGUAGUGAAUGAAAAGGUUAAUAGUUCUUUUAACACCUAUAGCUAUAAUGUGGAUAAUACAGGAGAUAGUGCUAAAAUGAUUGAUUAUGCAAAAGACAAUCAAUCAGGACAAAAUUCGGUGUCCAAUCGUGAAAAAUUUGAAAUACCGGUAGAGUUUGAGAGCUAUGCGUCAGUGAGGAGCGACCUAUGUUGUGAAGACAGUUUGUUGAAGAAUGAAAGCAUUUCAUUACAUAGUGAAGGCAUGAUCGAAGGGGCAACAGGUCAUGUAAGCACAGAUGUCCGUCAAAAAGUGAAUUUAGAUUUUGAAAGUGAUUUUUAUGAUAAAUGUGAGAAUGUAGGUAAUCCAAAAAAGAAUUUUGUUCCAACUCCAGAAACUUCACAAACACAGUAUUUUAGUGAUUCACGAUUUGAAUAUAGGGCAUUUGGUAAUCAUCAUAGGAAAAGUUCUACGCUAGAUUCUGUCAGUUCAUUCGCAGAAAGUGACGAUAAUUCUAGUAUUCGCUCGACUGAGGUUCUCAGUGAUAUUCAUGUGAUGUCAUAUGAAGAUGAUGCUGAUGCAAUUUUAGAAAGCCUGGCGAGUAGACGGAGUUCCUUUGCUGAUGAUUUGGAUAGCGAUUCAAAUGGAGUGAACGAAGGAGCAUGUGCAGAGGCAAGUUCAGAAGUUCAUGAUCAGGGUUCACAAAAUCAAAUGUCAAAUCUCCAAAGACUUCCUGACUUUUAUUACGACGAUUCAGAACCCAUUCACAUGACAAUAGCUGAAUUGUAUAACCAAAAAAAUGAUUCUGAUGUUACUAACACUACAGAGGGGACAGAAAGAGAUCAGAAUGGUAAUGUUGACUCUGUUGGUCCAUCAGGCCCACCAGUAUUGAGACAAAGGUCUGUAGACAUUGAUAGUAGACCACCAGCAGUUGUUCCAAGAUUACACAAAGAAUUAGGAUACAGGCAAGAUUUUAUGGAAAGUAUGCAACAGUUGAAAGAUUGUGGCUGGUACUGGGGUCCGUUAAGCUGGGAAGAGGCUGAGAUUAAGCUGAUAGACAAACCCGAUGGAUCUUUCUUAGUGCGCGACAGCUCUGAUGACAGAUAUAUCCUGAGUUUGUCCUUCAACAUGCAAGGUCGUGUACACCACACGAGAAUUGAACAUCACAAAGGAAAAUUCAGCUUUUGGUCACAACCAGACACACAUGGGAAGUCAACCAUUAAACAAUUCAUAGAACAAUGUGUCCAGAAUUCUAGAAAUGGACAGUUUCUUUAUUUUGUACGGCCCUCCGGGCCAGGAGCACCUCCAAUGCCAGUUCAUCUUCUCCACCCAGUAUCAAGAUUCAAACAGAUGCAGUCGUUGCAGCACACUUGCCGAUUUAAGAUUCUACAAAUUGUUCGUCGAGAUCAUAUUGACUCCUUGCCAAUUCCUACCAGUAUAAAGAAUUACCUGAAAGAAGCUCAGUACUACGUAGAGUUUCUUGAGGAAUAGAUUAUCAACAAGCCAAUAAUUUUUUUGUCUCCUGUAGAUUCAAUAUUAUUCGUGGGAUACCAAUUUUUUGUGGAUUUCAUGUGUAUAAGAAAACCACAAAAUUAAAUGUUCCACAAAGUAUACAUGUUCUAUAAGCAUGUAUGAAGGCUUUGUCAAAACCACGAAAUCAAAUAUCAUGAAAACAUAAUUUUACCUCAAUACUGUGGAUUCAUUAUUAUUCGUUGGAUACCAAUUUCUGUGGAUUUUGUGGGUACAGGUGAACCAUGAAAUUAAGUGUUCCACGAAUUACAAAUUUUCUAUAAGGUUAUAUGCAGUCUUCGGCAAAACCACGAAAUCAAAUAUCCACUAAAAUGCCAAUUUUCCUCAAUCCACGAAAAUUGGUACCCACGAAAAUAAAUGAAUCCACAGUACAUGAAAAUUAGUAUCCACAGUGUUUGUUUUCAUCAUGCUACAUAUAUUGACUUCUUGCUAGUUUCCAAACCUAGUGUAACUUAUUUCAAGAGGCAUUGUAAAGGUUCAACAUUUAUAUUAGUUAAAUGGCCACAUUUGAUGGUCUGGAUGGGGUUUACAAAAUGGAGAAUAAAGGACCAAGAAAAUAUAGCAUAGACAAAAAAGGGCCAAAAAAUAAUAAAUAAAGAAUAAUGGGCUAAAAUAUAAAGAAUAGAGAAAAUAACAUAAACAUUUAAAAAUACAAAAAUAAAGGACACCAUCCGGACCCUCAUUUCUUGCUAGGUUCCAAACUUAUCUUAACUUUUUUCAUGAGGCAUUGUACAGGUUCAACACUAUAGUUUAAUUGUCACUUGUUGCUUAUUUCCAAAUCUAUUUUAAUUUUUUUCAUGAGGCAUUGCAAAGAUUCAAUGCUAUUAUUAUUUUCUAGUCCUGUAGAUAUCUGCAGCAAAUAUACUUGAAUGUGUACAAAUACUAAAGAAAUUUUUUUCUGAGUUUGCAAGUUGACCAAAAAAUCAAUAUUAUCCCUUUGUGUACUAACUACAUGUCCUAUUGAAACAAUAGCUAGUUUUUAUAAGCCAAUCAAAUCAUGGAACAAAAAAGUAUUUACAAAAAUAUCGAACUUAUGAAGAAAAUGGUGGGUUAAACCGGGGUUUAUAGCUAGCUUUAUAGGAAAAGGAUCAUUAAGAAUCCUGUUUAACCAGAUUAUUUGAAGAUUUACAAUAGCUAAUGUAGAAUCUAGAAUUCCUCGAGCACACUUAAUUUAUUGGAUGUAGUACACGCUAAAAUAAUUCAGCUGUAAAGGAUUUUCAAACAUAUCGUCUGUUUUCAUUAAUGAAAAAAAAAAGAUAUCUGAAAGGCUGUGACAUAGAUAGAUUGCUGUUUCAGAAUCUAAUGCAUACUGGGUAAUAUUUUCAAAAGCAUACACCAAAACGCUGUGAUUGGCUAACAACAUGCCAAACAAUUAAAGUUCAACCAAUGGUGUGACGUUAUAUUCAUUUUGGGGGUUUGAACAAGGAAAUUACCCAUGGCCCUUUUGGUUCUGAAAUGGUGAAUUCUUAUUGGAGGUUACCUGAACUUUUUAGGAGAACAAGAAAUAUUUUAUAAAUGUAUUUUAUAAUAAAUUACUUUUUAAUACAAUAUUUGACUAGGAGAAAGUUUUAAAUUUACCUUCUAAAAGUCAAUACUGUAAAUUCAGAAAUUAUUGUGUGCAUUUAUUAUUGCGAUUUUUGAAGAAUGGACAAAAAUGCAAGAUGAAUUAUUGCAAUUUCAGGAAAAUGUGCAUUAAGUUAUAUGGAUCAGAUAUCAGAAUUCGGGUUCUUCUUAUUGCGGUGCUCACCCAGUCGCAUUAUUUGCAUUAAUUAAAACCUCACAAUUAUUUCUGAAUUUACAGUAGAUUGAUAUUUGAAAUUUUUUAAACACUAGGCUGUCUAUCUUCUUUUAAACCAAGGAAGGAGACUGGCAAUAAAUGUAAUAAUGAUAUAAAAUGGCCAAACUAUAUAUUAAACAUUUGCCACUGUCUGUAAGUAAAUUUACGAUGUUGAAAAUUUUAAACAAUUGAUCUCAAAGAAACUUUUUCCAAAUGAUACAAUUCCUUAUUUUUAUUUUCACGGAGUUUAACUUACCGAUUUUUAGGACCAAACCUGUUUGUGAUGAUUUUAUUUCACGUUUUUCUCGCCGUCAGAUCCUGUGUUCAAGCUUUGCUCUGAGGGAUCUGAAAACACUCCAUUUUACUUCCUGUUCUGAUGUUUAUAAAAUCAACCUAUGAAAUUCCUACCUACAAUUUUUUGAAGGUGUGUAUAAUUAGGACAAAACUAGAGGAUCCCAAAAGGCCUUUUAAACAGAAAGUAGGACGGAGUGUUUUCAGAACCUUGUAAGCAAAGCUUGUAUUCUAAUCAGAUUGUUAUCAUCUUGAAUAGCAAAUUUCCUAGACAGGAUAUUUUGACGAUUUUAUCCUAAUGACAAAUUAAGCAAAAUGGAAAAUAAAUUUCUAGUGAAAAUUAUCUAAUUUUGUCUAAACAUGUUAUAUGACAUUAUGAAAAAAAAAAUUUCAGUUGAUGACUUCAAAUAUUUCUAGAGGAAACAAUUUUGCCCUGUAUUGAUGUACAAUAGGGAAAACCUUGUUAAUUUCCUGUUACAUUUCUUUGCUUCAGGAAUAUACUGUGGAUUCAUUAUUUUUCGUUGGAUACCAAUUUUCGUGGAUUUCGUGGGUAAAUGGGAACCACGAAUUUCAAUGUUCAGCGAAGUACAAAUUUGUUAUAGGCUUUUAUGCAGACUUGACAAAACCACGAAAUCAAGUAUACACGAAAAUACAAUUUUUCCUCAAUCCACGAAAAUUGAUACCCACGAAAAUAAAUGAAUCCACAGUAGGCAUUUUUUCAAAACAGAAAACAUUAUCUGAACCUAAUGCUUAGGAAUAAGUGUAAGACAGUGUGGUUUCCUAUUUCUUUUUUAUAUAUAAUUAUUCAGAGCUUAAAACAAGUAUACAAAAUUGUUAUUUUGCUUUCAGGUUUUAAAUAAUUUCUCUUAUUUUUAGCCGAUUUUUUAACAACAAAAUUGUUAACACAUGUUUGCCAUUUGAUGCUGUAGAUUUUCAAUUCCUGCAGUCUUUUCAAUGCAAUUUUAAUCAGUAACUUCUUAUCGGUAUGCAGAUGUAGCAUAUAUUCUCAUUGUAAACAGUUUUCUCUUUAAAAAAAAGAUGUUUUCUCUAUUAUAAAAGACUUGUGUUAUACAUUCUCAUUUUAAACAGUUUUCUCUAUAAAAAAAAGAAAGACUUGUUGAAAAGUAUGGCAAAAGUAUUCCAUUUUUUACUAUGUUUGUAUUUUUACACCAAAAAAUUAUCUAUGAUCACAAAUUACUUCCCUUUUAUCAACUGUAGAAGUCUAAAGAAAAAGGGGAGGUAAUCUAACACAAGUUGUUAAUUUUAAUUUUUGUGCCAAAUUAGUACUUAGUUAUGCUUUGUUAUUUAUAUAUUGUUUAUUUUUAUUAUUAUUUAACUUGACAUUUUUUACACGUUGUAAUACAAAUUGAUGGUGCUUUUUUCAUUAAUUUCAAUCAUAUUUCAUUGCAAUGUAUAUCUUAGGUGAUAAAUGUUAUUUAUUUUGUAUGAAUGAAAGGGCUUUUCCAGAAUUAGUUGAAUGGGGGUGGGGGGGUUAGGGGUAUCGGAAGGCACUUUUAUUAAAAUUUGAUGGGUGGUGGUUAUUUAAGAUGGAAAUGGGAGGGGGGGGGAGGUCGGAAGGUACUUUUAUUAAAAUUUGAUGGGUGGUGGUUAUUUUAGAUGGAUAGCCUUAACAAUUAUAUGAAAUAAUCAAAUGAAAUUUUAUGCAUGGCAGGGUUAAAUAAAACAUGCUUUCCGACCCCAUAACCCCUUUCCCAUACAUUUAUUUCUGGAAAACCCAUUAACAAGUUGUCUCCCUUAAUUAUAUUACACAUAUGGUAGAUUAAUGAGAAUUUUGUCCCUAAUGGUGAAAUAAUUGCAUAUAUUACCUCCCCUUGUUAGCUUGGUUGACUGCUAAAUAACUGACAAUUCAAUAUUCAGUCAGUUGUGGCUCUUGAAUGUUAGCUGGAUGAGACAUUUGAUUUUUUCUUUUCUAAGAACUGUUCUAAAAUUUAUCAUGGAAUGGGGGAUGGGAGGUUCUCAAAUUCAAUAAUUGUGGGUAGUUGUAUUUUUCUUAGAAUAAUGUAAAAGAAAAAUGUAAAAAUCAUAAUUUUACUUUAUAGGUGGUUGGGGUCUAACAAAAGUGCCUCCCAUGCCCCAUGUGUUUUAUUUUAGAACAUCCCCUAACAGGUCUAAAGUAUCAAAGGGAGGUAAUUGAUAAAUAAAAUAAAGAUAACUGACUUAUGAUAGUUAUCAUUUUCAUUUUAUACUCUUAGAUGUCUUACCAAAUAAUGUAAUUUAAUCAUGUUAAUUGUUAUGUUAUGUUGAAUGUACAGUUUUGUAUGUAUUGAUGUCUGAUUCCCAUAAACAGAUAAUGUUUCCUGCAAUAUAGAUUUUCUCACUUUCAAUCAGUAGAGCAUCUUGGUUUUAAAAACAGAUUUUGUUUUAAAGUUUUCAACCCUUUUGAAGAGAUUUUUAUUGGUCAUGAAAGUACCUACAUGAUGAUUCAGAUAAAAUUAUAUGUAGUUAUAAUAUUUACAGUGAUUUGGUUAGAUACAAAAACAUGUGAUUUCGAAACCAUUGGUUUUCACCGUGUAUGACAGAAUUUAUCUUAACAGAGUGAAUAUUUACGGAACGGAUGGUUGCAUUUUCUUUAGAAUUUUGUAAAAAUUUCAAGUAAAAUGAAAUUAUACAUUAUUGGGGUCUAAAAAAGGUACCUACCACCACUGUGAUUUGGUUAGAUAUAAAGACACGUGAUUCCGAAACCAUUGGCUGUUACCGUGUAUUACAGAAUUUUGGCUUAAUAGAGUGAAUAUAAACUGAACAUCCUUAUACUUACGUAUUGAACGGGUUAGUUAUGGUGGUAUUUUGUUUAUAUAAAGCUGGUUUAAUAUAGUGAUGAUUUUAUAACAAGCAGUCAUUGUUCAAGCUACUCAACUUAAAUACUUUGGAUUUGAUUGGUUAGAAAAGAUUUUAAAAAAAUUAAGAAAUCUACUUAUUUUUAUGAAAAUUAUGGUAUCUAAAAAUAGUUUUGUGUGAAGUUUCCUGCUUAAUUACAAUUAUUUAAGGAAUGACUGUAAUAUUUUUUCUGUCUAUUCGAAAUAACAUAAAAAAUGUGGUGCACACUGAAUAACCAGCGUAGCGGGUUAUUCAAAAGUGUGCACCACAGUUUUUAUGUUAUUUUGAAUAGACAGAAAAAAUAUUACAGUCAUUCCUUAUAAUUUAAUUCUAAAUUUCAUUUUUAAGGUGUAAAUUUUGAAAAAAACGUUGGUGACGUCCCGGUCACAUGACAAAAUUAUGUCUAUGAGCUGAUAGACAAAACACUUUCAACCAAUCAGAAGACGUGUUACAUCCAAAAUUAAAUUAUUGAAGGAUAAGGUUGGUUGAACAUGAAGUUUUUUUGUGAUUAAUAUUUUUCAUAAUGGCCGUUCCAGAUUUAAUCAUAUGAGUGGAUGGAUAAAGGCACUCAAAUUAAUAAAUUAUGGAGUGAUUGCAUUUUCUUUCAAAUUUUGUAAGAAUUUUAAGUAAAAUGAAAACUUUAUAUUAUUAGUGGUUUGGGUCUAAAAAAAGUGCCUCCACUAUGAGUUUAAAUCUGUAACAGCCCUAAUUAGUCACCGUAGAUUUGCUGUUUCAUUUGCCCAAUGUAUGCUUUUUUAUCCCUUUGUAUUUUUAUAAAAAUUUAAACAGAAGCUUUGCAUACAAGAAUAGAAAGUAGCAACUGUACAGGAAGGAUUUUCCAAUUAGAGGUUAGAGGUUAGAGGACAUGUUGGGGAAGUUUCAUUCCCAAGCAUGUUGAUUUAUAUAUUGUAAGAAAUGAAUGUAUACAUGUUAUAUAAAUAUUUUAUAUACUUGUUUCUGAUGAAGUGCCAUGGAAUUGUGUAAAAAAAAAUGAAGUUAACUUAAAAAAAAACCAUAAAUAUAAUCAGUUUUGUGUUGUGAUUGUACCUUUUGUAUUGCUACAUUGACUUAUCUUGACUGGACAUGGAUUUAAUAGUGAUGUAUGUUAGAGGGCAAGGAAAUGUCAUUUUUAAAGCAUAAACACUGCUAAACUAAUUUUACCAUCUUAGUAUUAAUGUAAAAAGUAAAAUAACAUAAAUAUCGAACUCCAAGCAAAAUUCAAAACGGAACAUUCCUAAUCAAAUGGCAAAAUCAAAAGCUCAAACACAUCAAACGAAUGGAUAACAACUGUCAUAUUCCUGACAUGGUACAGGCACUGGCAGUAUUUUGAAUUGAUAUCAUUCAAUUACAAAUUAAAAACGAAAUUUUAAUAAUUUUUUUUGAAAAGUUCUUGCUUUAAAUAUUCCUUUAAAAAAUGUUUAAGAUUUAUUAAAGGAGCAAUACUAAAAAUCAAUGGCUUUAGCCUAAGUUUCCCAAGGGAGACAAUUUUGGCACAAAUGUAUUCAUUUUUUAAGGGGAGAUAAUUAAUUUGGUGUUAUAAAGCUGAAAUGAAAUUCAUUUGACAAUUACUUUUCAUUACUAUUGAAAAAGCUAGAAUAAAGGAUCAGUACUCUUUUUUAUUUCCCUUUCUGAUAGCAAUUAGAUUGUACCACUAUUUUUGAUAAACUUGGCCUUUCAUUCACACACUUUACAUGAAGUCCUACAGACUCUUUUCAGUUUUUGAGUGAGUGGCUGCAGUUAUCCUUUCCUCCCCCCCCCCCCCCCCCCCCCCAUCCCUCCUCCUUUGAUCGGCAAAAAAAUCUUGUGUUUCUCAUGAUAUAUAUGUUUUUUAGCAAUUGUCCAAUUUUAUUUUAAAUAUUCUCUUUUCAAAAAUAUUGGAAUCGCCCCUGGUUAACAAAUCAAGAAACUCCUUCAAAAUAACUAUUUUACUAUAUAAUAUAAUUUAAGUAUUGAUAGAAGCAAGAAUUUACAUUUUCAAUGCUAACCCUUAGUAAAUGUUGUGACAUAAUUUUACUUAAAUAAGAAUUCUCAUAAAAAUCCUAAGAGUAAGAAAUCAGUGUGCUGUUGCCAAUGUGUAAAUUUGACCUUUUACUCGCACACUUAACACAAAAUCCUACAGACUUUAUUCAGUUUGUGAAUUAGUCAACAAAUUUCCUUCAAAAUAACCUUAAAUCCUUUAAUUUAUUACAUUGGUUGCUAUAAAAUACUGUGAUUUCCUAGCUAAAUAAAAACAUAUAAUUUCACAUGUGAAAUAAAUCUGAUAAUUUCACUCUUCUGGCGUCAUACAACAAUGGGUGUUGUUCCAACAGUGUCGAUGACUUUCCGUCAAAACUAAUACAGAAUGCCUGGAAAAAGAUAUAGUUCAAUGUAUUUUAUACUUUAUUUCCAUGUAAAAGCCCACGGUCAGUGUAAUAAAUAGAAUAUUCACAUUCGUGAAUUAACGUGUUGUUCGGUCACUUGUGAAAUAUUUUUCUAUUUUUUAAUUCUUGGAUAGUUAUAUUAUAAGUAUUAUUAAUUUAACUAAUGAUGGAAGAAAGUAUUUACAUUUUCAAUCCCAACCUUUUAUAAUAGAUGCAAUGUAAGACUUUUUUUUUGUGAUUAGAUGUGGGGAAUUGAUUAUUUAAUUUAGAAUUCUCAAAAAAAAAGUCAGAAAUCAGUGAAGCGUAUCAAUGUUACAUAAGUGCUAUUUAUAGUUAGUAAAUGUUGUAGAGUAUUAUUGAAUAGUUGUUGUGUUUUGUUUGUAAUUGCUCACCUUAUGAAGGAUAUUGUUACCAUGGUGAUCUGCUUAUCAUGUUUCAUGUGAUCACAGAAUAAAUAUAAACACCCAU